UUUUUGUUUAGCAGACGGAAGUCUUUUAACCAGCUCACAGUUAAUUUAUCUCCGAGAAGAAAAACUGUACCUGGCUUCACAAUAAGAGCAGUUCAAGAAACAUGGCAGAAAGCAAUUUGUCAGGCGACAUGUUUACUUGUUCUGUGUGCAUGCAGGAUAUGGAGGACCCAGUUUCACUUUCAUGUGGACACAAUUACUGCAUGAAGUGUAUAAAUACGUACUGGGAACACACUGAUGGAAUUUAUAUGUGCCCAGAGUGCAGAGAAGUAUUUGCCCUUAAGCCAAAAUUAAAAAAGAAUACCAAACUUGCAGAUGUCAUUAAAAUAUUCAAGGGAAUUAAAUCGAAGCCCAUAUCUUGUGAAAUUGCUGGACAAGGCGAUGUAACUUGUGAUAUUUGUCCUGAAAAAAAGAUGAAAGCUAUAAUAUUAUGUGUGACAUGCAGAGCAUCUUACUGUGAGAAGCAUAUUCAGCCUCACUUUGAGGUUCAGGCUUUGAAGAACCACAAUCUUCAAACUUCCUCUUUGCCUCUUGAAAGGAGCACCUGUAUUCUACACCAAAAGAAUUUGGAAGCUUUCUGCAGAACUGACCAGAGGUUAAUUUGUUCACAGUGCCUAAUCCUAGAACAUAAGGGCCACAAUACUACUACACUUGGAGAAGAAAGAAACAGAAAACAGGAUCAAUGUGCGGCCACUCGGAAAUUAAUUCUGCAGAGAAUAGAGGACAGGAAACAGCAGUUACAGGACCUCGCGAACAUGAUUCAACUUGUUAAGAAUUCUGAAAAGAACGAGAAAGAUAAUGUUGUAGUGCUUUGUCAGAAGUGGACUGAGGCAAUCAACAGAAUUGGCUUAGAUAUUUCCACAAUGAUUGAAAGAAAAGCAACGGAAAUACUAAGCCAAGCUGACAGUCUUGUGAAACAACUGAAUGCAGAAUUAGCAGAGUUGAAGAAGAGUAACACAGAACUUGCCGAGCUUUCAAAGGAUGAUGAUCAUAUCCAUUUUCUGCAGGAAUUUCCAAAUCUCUGUUCUCCACCAGCCAAUGAAGAUGCACAAUGUGUUACUGUCCUUAUGGACUUCUCCUUUAAAACCAUCAAAAACCCUGUUGCUGACAUUGAAGAUCAUAUUAAUGAAAUGUGGAAAAAGAAAUCUGAAGAAAUGGAACAAAUAGUGAAUGAAAUAAUUGCUUUUAGUGCGUCUCCGGUGAUCAAAAAAGAUCUAAGGAUAGUGUUGCUUGGAAAAUGUGGUGUUGGAAAAAGCUCUGUAGGGAACAAAAUUCUGGGCAAUGAUGAAUUCAGUGUUGGCAACUUUAGCUCUACAGAAUGUGAAAAGAGAGAGGCCAUCAUUGAUGAUCGAAACAUUACUGUGAUUGAAACACCAUGCUUAUUUAAUGAGAAGAUGACCGACCAGAUCAAAAAUAGCAUUGAGUUAACAUUUCCUGGGCCCAAUGUGUUUCUGAUGGUGCUGCAAUUUGACAAUUUUACAAAUGAAGAGAAGCAGAUGGUGACAGUACUUCAGGAGAUCUUUGGUGAGAAGGUUUUCAAAAACACCCUGGUCUUGUUUACCCAUGGAGAUAAACUGUCAAGCAAAUCUGUUAAAAUUUUCAGUCACUGGCACAAAGAGCUGAGACAGCUUCUAGCACUGUGUAGUAACAGACAUCAUAUUUUUGACAAUGCUAUGGAAGACGACCAGAAACAGAGGAGUCAACUUUUGGAGAAAAUCGACGAAAUGAUGCAGCUGAAUGAAAGUCAAUACUAUAUAGCAGACCAAAAAAAUGACUUAGAGGUGAAAAUGGAACAACAAAUGGAAAAGAGCCUUCCUGAACCCUCAGACUUGGGGGCUAAUUUACCAGUGGAGGAGAUAAAUAAAUGUCCUAGAUGUCAGAAAAAAACAGCCAGUUUAAUACCUGCAUUUUCAAAUUUUUGUAAAAAAACUGAAGCAGAAGAACUGGCAUCACUUUAUAAUGAAAAUGGAAUCGAAGCUCUGGUUUUAAGAGUUAAAGAAAUGAAAAAAGAUUUGGAGAAACGGACCUUGAACAUUGCAGUUGCAGGAGGACACAAUACUGGUAAAUCAGCCUUAAUCAGUGCAAUUAAAGGAUUCCCACUUGAAUUGGCCAGGGAGAUGGGCAAUCGUUCAGGAGAGCACACUCAAGUUGCAACACCCUAUUUACAUCCUAUGAUUCCUACUGUGUGUUUCUGGGAUCUUCCUGGGUUUGGCACACCAAUGUUCCAAGCCAAUAAAUAUUCUGAAUUGCUUAACCUUACUAAGUAUGAUUUACUUAUCAUUGUAAUAGGUAAUGAGUUUACAGAAACUGAUUUCCAUCUGGCAAAGCAGAUGAAGACAGCACGCAAACGGUUUUACUUUGUGCGCAGCAAAAUAGAUAUUGAAAUGGAUAUUCUUAGAAGACAGCAGCGUGAGGAAGAGAGAGAGAGAGUAUUAGAAGAAAUUCGACAAGACCACAUCAAGAACCUGGAGAAGAAUGACGUUGAGUCAGAUGAGAUCUUCCUUGUGUCUAGCAGUAGUCCAGAUGGUUUUGAUUUUUAUAAGUUCUGCAGCACUCUUGAAUCAGUGCUAAAUGAGAAUAAAAGGCAUGCUUUUCUUCUCUCUCAUCCCAGUUUUUUUACAUCUGUGAUUAAAAAAAAGUAUUCUUCUUUAGUAGGAAGUUUUAUUGUUGUAGGUGCGUUUUCAGCUUUUUUUGGAGCAGUGCCUGCUUUUGGGCCUUCCCUAAAUAUUCCUUUUUUAACAAAAGUGCUUAGUGAUAUACGGGAGCACUUUGGCCUUAAUGAUGAAUCACUUAGUAGACUUGCAGAUACAGAAGGGAAAUCACUGGAAAUUCUGAAAGCUGAAAUUACUGAUCCUUUAAUCUCCGAUAUUAAUUUUCAAACAGUUUCUAGACACUUUCACAGUAAUGCUACUGUUACUCGGAUGAUUGCCUAUGAAGCUGCUCACUUAUUCCCUUUCUUUGGCUCUACUUGUGCAAUGCCUUUGUCUUUUCGAAGUGAUUAUUUAAUCCUUAAGGAGUCACUUAAUGCAUUUACAGAUUCAGCGGUGAGAGUAAUGAUAAAGGCACUGGACUGUUAAGGUUGUGUUGUUUUGGAAUUAUGCUAUCCUUACACAGCUUUAGAUGAUGUCUUAAAUGUGUAUGUUUGCCUUAUAUAUGAUGUAAUCCAUUUUCUCAAAAGAUUGAACUUUCUUGUUUUAGCAUUUCAUUUCUAUGAUGCACAUGAUCUUUUUGAAAAUUAUUUGUUUCACUUUGAACUGAUCAAUAAACAUCACUUACAUUUUC
Molecule: messenger RNA, 3279 nt
Organism: Polypterus senegalus (gray bichir)
Lineage: Eukaryota; Metazoa; Chordata; Cladistia; Polypteriformes; Polypteridae
Exons: 9
Coding region: 102-3074 (990 amino acids)
Cellular component (GO): membrane
Molecular function (GO): GTPase activity; zinc ion binding; GTP binding
Source: RefSeq, a predicted model, not a curated record